GAAGCGUCGCAAAGCAGAAAGAAGGCGGGAGUCCGGCUUGCAAACACUGGGGACACCCGGGCUGUAGAGGCCGCUAUGGCGAGUGUUCCGUGGGCCGAGAUUCGUGAGAAAUUCCAGGCCGCGCUAGCCCUGUCGCGGGUGGAAUUGCAUAAAAACCCCGAGAAAGAACCCUAUAAGUCCAAAUACGGCGCCCGAGCACUGCUGGAAGAGGUCAAGGCGCUGCUGGGCCCCGCGCCCGAGGACGAGGAUGAGCGGCCUCAGGCGGAGGACUGCCUGGGCGCGGGGGACCACGCCCUGGCGCUGCCGGCCGAAGUGCUGGAGGCCGAGGGGCCCGUCGCCCAGGGGGCCGUGAGGCUGGCGGUGAUCGAGUUCCACCUGGGGGUGAACCACAUCGACACCGAGGAGCUGUCGGCGGGGGAGGAGCACCUGGUGAAGUGCCUGAGGCUGCUGCGCAAGUACCGGCUGUCGCAGGACUGCGUCUCCCUCUACAUCCAGGCGCAGAAUAACCUGGGUAUCUUGUGGUCUGAAAGAGAAGAAAUUGAAACUGCACAAGCUUACCUAGAAUCGUCAGAAGCACUAUAUAAGCAGUAUAUGAAAGAGAUUGGGAGUCCUCCUCUUGAUCCUACUGAGCAUUUUCUUCCUGAAGAAGAGAAACUUGCUGAACAGGAGAGAUCAAAAAGAUUUGAGAAGGUUUAUACUCAUAACCUCUAUUACCUGGCUCAAGUCUACCAGCAUAUGGAAAUGUUUGAGAAGGCUGCUCAUUAUUGUCACAGUACCCUAAAACGCCAGCUUGAACACAAUGCCUACCAUCCUAUAGAGUGGGCUAUUAAUGCUGCCACCUUGUCACAAUUUUACAUCAAUAAGCUAUGUUUUAUGGAGGCCAGGCACUGUUUAUCUGCUGCUAAUGUCAUUUUUGGUCAAACUGGAAAGGUCUCAACAACAGAAGACACUACUGAAGCUGAAGGUGAUGUGCCAGAGCUUUAUCAUCAAAGAAAAGGAGAAAUAGCAAGAUGCUGGAUCAAAUAUUGUUUGACUCUCCUACAGAAUGCCCAGCUUUCCAUGCAGGACAACAUAGGAGAGCUUGAUCUUGAUAAACAAUCUGAGCUGAGAGCUUUACGGAAAAAAGAACUAGAUGAGGAGGAAAGUGUGAGGAAAAAAGCUGUACAGUUUGGAACCGGUGAGCUGUGUGAUGCCAUCUCUGCGGUGGAGGAGAAAGUGAGCUAUCUGAGACCUUUAGACUUUGAAGAAGCCAGAGAACUUUUCUUACUGGGUCAACACUAUGUCUUUGAGGCAAAAGAGUUCUUUCAGAUUGAUGGUUAUGUCACUGACCAUAUUGAAGUUGUCCAAGACCACAGUGCUCUGUUUAAGGUGCUUGCAUUCUUUGAAACUGAUAUGGAGAGACGGUGCAAGAUGCAUAAACGUAGAAUAGCCAUGCUAGAGCCCCUCAUUGUGGACCUGAAUCCACAGUAUUACCUGUUGGUCAACAGACAGAUUCAGUUUGAGAUUGCACAUGCUUACUAUGAUAUGAUGGAUUUGAAGGUUGCCAUUGCUGACAAGCUGAGAGACCCUGAUUCACACAUUGUAAAAAAAAUAAAUAAUCUCAAUAAGUCAGCAUUGAAGUACUACCAGCUCUUCUUAGACUCCCUGAGAGACCCGAAUAAAGUAUUUCCUGAGCAUAUAGGGGAAGAUGUUCUUCGUCCUGCCAUGUUAGCUAAGUUUCGAGUUGCCCGUCUCUAUGGCAAAAUCAUCACUGCAGAUCCCAAGAAAGAGCUAGAAAAUUUGGCAACAUCGUUGGAACAUUACAAAUUUAUUGUUGAUUACUGUGAAAAGCACCCUGAGGCUGCCCAGGAAAUAGAAGUUGAGUUAGAGCUUAGUAAAGAGAUGGUGAGUCUUCUUCCAACAAAAAUGGAGAGAUUCCGAACUAAGAUGGCCUUGACUUAAUAAUCCUUGUUUUUAAUGAAAGAAAAUGUGCAAUAUUGAAGAGAGUUUCCCCCUGAGUCAAACAGGCCCAAUUCCAUUGUGAUGUUUACCUUUAUAGCCAGAUGAGUGCAGUUUGAACUUGACGUAACAGACUGGUUGAGUCUUUGCUAGGACCUUAAUCAACAUAAAGAUAAUAAUUUAUACCUAAUUAUGUAAAUUGCCUUGUUAAGGUGACAUGUGAUUGGUAUGUUAGAUUGCUUGUUUCCUAUUUAAGUAGAAAUCUUUCCUGCCUCAGUUUCCAAAGAUAGGUUUGGCUGGUACUUGACAGAUUUGUUAAGAGGAACAAUUCUGGAGUUACAUGCCUGGUAGACAGGCCUUGUUAAUUGAAAAGUAACUUACUGUAGUUUUUCUUCCCAAAAUAUUUACUUUCCUAAUUCCCAGAGAAAUUGUUCCUUUUCUGAAAACAUCAAAAAACUAAGUUAUGUUGUUGUAAAGUAAUAUAAAGUAGUUUGUCUCAUUUCUAGAGGAGAAGGCCUUGUUGGAAAUAAAAUAAAUUGACUUGUUUCACUAAUAAAAGCUUCCAUGUACUCUUUU
Messenger RNA from Canis lupus familiaris (dog), 2514 nucleotides. It is a transcript of the gene KIFBP, whose product is annotated as kinesin family binding protein. The transcript is spliced from 7 exons. NCBI's taxonomy places the organism in Eukaryota, Metazoa, Chordata, Mammalia, Carnivora, Canidae. The record is from RefSeq and is a predicted model, not a curated record. Bases 76 to 1941 code for a protein of 621 amino acids. Gene Ontology annotation, molecular function: protein binding.